Molecule: messenger RNA, 12552 nt
Organism: Bubalus bubalis (water buffalo)
Lineage: Eukaryota; Metazoa; Chordata; Mammalia; Artiodactyla; Bovidae
Gene: KBTBD11
Product: kelch repeat and BTB domain containing 11
Exons: 6
Coding region: 7747-9687 (646 amino acids)
Molecular function (GO): protein binding
Source: RefSeq, a predicted model, not a curated record
GGAGGUUAAAUGCAUUUCCACGGAAAGCCUCCCGCCGGCCCCCCCCAACCCCAUUCAUGCGGGGGGACCCCAGCCUCCCGGUCAGGGCCCGCAGGGUCCGCCACUCUGGCGUGGUUGCUCCUGUAGCCUUAAGUAAAUAUAAAAAAAUUUCCACCAUUUCUUAGGUUCCUACAAAACCACAUCUUCUAUCUCCACCCACCCCCACAUCUAUUCUAAGGGCAAGGAAAAGAACAAAUCAAUGUAAUAAGUUUUAUUUCUGCUCAAAGUACUGAAGGCGCCUUGCAGGCAGAUUUUAAAUCCCUGUGCAGCCCCUCAGUGGGGGUGGGGUGGGUGGGGAGUUCACUCUUCCCAGCCUGUGAUCAGGCCGCCUCCCUCCUUUUCGCAUCAACCAUCAGGUACUCAGCUUCCAAUUAGGACGCUUAAUGGACCGCCAGUGUUCCCCUGGCCUCUUACCCUGAGCUAAUGGUGCCCUAUUAUUAAGAGUCCUCGUGCCUACCCGGGAAAUGCAGAAGGGAGCACUCCAUCCCUCAGAUUUGCCCAGGGACAGUCCCCUGAAUGCACUGUAACUGGAGGUUCCAGCUCUCCCUUUGGGGCCUAACAAAGCAAAUGUUUAAAGAAAUAAAGUCUUUCCACCUUUUAAUGUCAAUUGCACAGGAUACUGCUGAUGAUAUAAUUAGAACACAAUGAAAAGAGUUCAGAGAUUUUGCUUACAGGCCAUAAGGCCCUCUUGGGUUUGGGAAGAGGGGAGAAGACAGUGAAGUGUCCGUGGUUCAUCAGGAUGAGCCGUUGGGGCAGCCUGGCUUUGUGCGGUCCCCUGUGGUCCCAGUGUCUGGGUGUUCCUGGGGCGGGACCGUGCCGGCUGCUGGCUCCAGCGCUGGGAGAACAGAGAGUCUGGGAAUGCGGCGAGGCCGUCCCUUCAUCCCCGAACAUCUUCCUGGCAGCCCCAUCACUCCAUUUCUGCAUGCGCUCAUACAAGCUGCCACGCUGGCACCGGGGAAGCAGGAGGCCUCCUUUUAGCUCCAAGUCCACUCUCGUCCCUGAGCUGAAACCAGGCGGUGCUCCAUGCUGUGGGGCCUCCAUCUGGGAUCCUGUUUCAGUUUUUUUCUAAAUACCAGCAGCAUAAAUUGUCUGUAAUCACAGCUCUGCGGUGAAUCUGGAACUACUUAGGCAGCUGUAAUGCCCCUCGGCCUCCCUAGUUGGGGGCGCAGUGACCCAGGAGGAUGGCUACAGGGCCACCCCAGAGGUGCCCGCGGGGCUGUCGGGGUGCAGGCCAGAACCCGCCCUGUCCCGGCGCGUCCUCCCCUGGUGGCCCUGGGUGGAUCUGUUCUGGGGAGUUCAGGGAUCACUGUCUCCACUGGGGCCUUGACUCGGGUUUCUCUCUUGGAAUUAUUGUAAUUACUCUAAAAUGACAGUGUUGGCACCCGCAGCUCUUUGUGAAAUAGUUAACAAUGAGCACUGGCUUUUGGGGUAAACCAAGAUUUUCCAGGAGUUUGCCUUUGGCCAGCAAGCCAGCUCCUGCUAGAAAGAAUAUUAAACAGCACUUUGGAAAUUGAAGCCGCUGCAAGUCUUAUACAAUAUCUGAUGGAUUAAAAACCAAUUUCUUCCUUUCACAAACAUCUAUCGAGUGUCUGUCCCACCCAGGUCAGGCUCAGUUCUAGGUGCUGGGAAUACAAUGGCAUUUAAAACUGACACAGCCUCCGCCUCCCCCAAACUGUCUCCCUGCAGCUUAGGUCCUGAUACGGUGAAAGUGAUAUUAAUUCAUGUGUGGUAACAAGCAGGCAGUGUCUCUGAAGGAAAGGAACAAACCCCUAUGAAAGCACCUGACGCAGGGAUUGUGAGUUGGGCUCUGAAGGAUGAAGCCCAGCAACGGAGGACGGCAGGGGACGCCCCGCGGAGACAGCGGUCAGAGACGCUGGCGCGUCGGAGGAGGAAGGCAGGCCAACAGGCACCCCGGCCGUGUCAGAGAUUUGUGACUUAAUACACGUUCAUCCCUCAUUAACUGUGGCAUUUCCUCUGUAAAUUGACAGAGCUUUACACACUAGGCCUUGAUGGAGCAGGACGUGGAUUAACUUUGGAGAGCCGAGACUGCGUGGCUCACAGAGCGAGACCGUCCAGGGGGGAGGACAUGGCUGAGCAUGGCGUAGGCGGGGGUCCCUGUGCUGGGGGUGUGCCCUCAGCACUGGCCCUGAGAACCCUUUGUCGUGGGGCCACGGUGCAGACACGGAGCUGCUGCCUCUGUCCAAGCCAGGGUCGCCUCUUGCUCCCAUUGCGGGCACCCGCCCUGGCCCCCACGACCAGUUCCUCAGAUAGCUGUCAGAAUGGUCACUGAAAGGCAUGAGCCUUGUUCCGAGGCUGGGUGGCCAAUAGCUUCCCAUGGGCUGCGGUCCACAGCACAGAUAACAGGAAGCUCACUCCAGCCGGCGGGGUCGUCUGAUGGCCAACCCACAAACUUAGUGGCUGCUACAGACUGAGUACCUGUGUGUUCCCCAAAUUCACAUGCUGCGCCUAACACCCAGGUGAUGGUAUUAGGAAGUGGGGGGGCUUUGGGAGGUGAUGAGGUUGUUAGGGUGCAGCCCCCAUGAUGGGGUAAGUGCCCUGAUGACAGAGACCCCAUGGAGACCCCAGCCCUUCCUCCAGCUGAGGACACAGGAGAAGAUGCCGUCUGUGAACCAGGGAGCGGGUCUCAGACACUGUGAAGAGUAGUCAGCUUUCCUCCAAGUCUGCUGGUCUAAAUAUUAGUCUCAACUAAAAACACCUUCACAGAAAUACCUUGUAGACUGGCAUUUGAGCAAACACCUGGGUGCCGUGGCCCAGCCAGGCUGACGCAUUGCCACUGUCCUGUUCAGACGGGAAGAGCGACACGCAGCGGCCGCUCUGUGGGCAGCCCUGCAGGGCCAUCGGACACAAGCGGGCUCAGUUCCAGCUCCGGGAGUGAUUCUCAGAUGCUCCUGGCCCUGCCUUCUUGAUCCUCCAAGUCCUCCUCCCUUUUUCAUAAAAAGUGCCUGGUGCUUGCAGCUGAGUGAUUUUCUCAGCCUGCCUCCUGGUUUCUUUGAGCUGAUCUGGCUCAUUGACUCCAAGCUGGCAGAAUCUCUUCCUGUGCAAUUAUCUUAAAAAUGUUGUGGGCUUUCUAUGGAUCUGCUGGGAUUGAAGCCAUUAGACAGAGGUGUCGUCCACAAAUCCACUCAGUCCUUUCUCCACCUUGGACUCCCUGCAAAGGCUACUGUGAAAAGCAUCCUUAAAAUUCCUAGAAGCCUUGUGUUGUUUACCACAAGACCCUUCCAAGGCCUCUGCCUGGUGCCCCUCAGAUACCAGGAGGUCUUAAAAGAGAUCUGAUUGUGCUGCCUGGACUGAUCUUGGCUCUGAAGCCCCAUCUGAAUUCGACAGUCUUGGAGGCGCUGGGAAGGAGAAGAGUUUCCUCUGUGAACCCCAUGAGCCUGCUUCCUCUAUGUUUCCUCCAAAUUGCACUUGAAAACGGAACCCUUCCUUCUCCAGCUCCCCUGUUCUCUCAAGUCACAGAGAUAGCGCUCAGCAGGGCCACCCUGGCCCCCCCCCGGAAGUCUUCUCCGGCAUCAUCGGGCCGACCGGAGCGCCCUCUGUCUCUGGCAUCAUGGGGCCGCGGCGCUGCUGAGCCCUGCCAUCCAGGAGCCCCGCCCAUCUGUCCUUGGAGCCCUGACGUGUCUGCCCACUGCCUGCCCCACUGGCUCCAUAACUGACCACUCCAGACCUGCCAGCUCAGAACAGCAGGGCUGCCGUGCCCUUCGACUUACAGGCUGGGCAAUCUGACGGGGAAGCUCGAUGGAUGCCCUUAAGGCCACCCACAUCUGCUGCCAGCUGGGGCCCCUGGCAGCACUGUGUCUGUGGGCUCCAGCUGGGUCCCCAGAGGCUCCGGAUUUCUCACAGGACUGUCCUGAUGGGAGAGGCUUCUUUGACGCUCACAUGGAGGAAUUCCCACUGACAGAAUGUGUCUGGAUUUCUGCUUCCGAAGCCAGGUGUCAACAGUGAGAGACGAGCUGGCAUUUCAUCUGCCUCCGCAUCCCGUCCGCCACCCUCGUUGCUUAGAGGACAGAGAUCACAUGUUGAAUUUGGAUGAAUUCCUCCCUGAGAUGGAUUGCGUGGCUGCCCUGUCACCUCCCUCCACUUCUUCGAAGCCAUCAGAGGAUUCCUGUUGUCGUUCGGAUGUGAGGGUGGGGCCUGGCCCUGCUCACCCUGGGGCUCCUGGCCGUGCCAGGCUCUCCAGUUUCUGAACUGGUCAAGCUUGUUUCCAACCCAAGGAGUCUGUUCUCGCUCCCCCUGGCCCUGUGUCUGGCUCCCUCCUGCUCUCAGGAAUCUUCCCCGGAUGCCAGUAGAAACCAGACUGGGAGCUCCGUGGGGGCCGAGGUCAAGUCUUUUUGGUUCCUGCUCCCAUCUAGGACCCAGGGCACUUCCUGAAACAUUGUGGGUGUUCAGCUAUAUCCACUCAGUAUGUGAACCAAUGCAGCUGUGCCAGAGAGUCAGCCCGCUGUUAUUCCCCUAAAUCACACCCACACAGACAGCCCCAGUGGGCCAUUCCCACCAGACCUGCCUGCAUCUCCAUCUGCUUCCCUCUCAGGGCUGGGACAGCCCCCUCCACCAGCAUCCUGCCCCCCAGACGCGCUGGGCAGCGGACCAGACCCACCAGCGUCUCGUAGGCGUCCCUCAGCCCACCGUGCGGAUACGGCAAAGUCCCGGGCUUCACCUUCAAAACUGGAACAGACAGGAAGGACCUCCCUGGGGGCUCAGUGGUAAAGAAUCCGCCCGCCAGCGCAGGAGCCUCAGGUUUGUUUCCUAGUCUGGGAAGAUCCCACAAGCCCAGGAGCAACUGUGCGCCACAACUGCUGAGCCUGUGCUCAAGAGCGGGCGGAACCGCUGCUACUGAAGCCUGCAGGCCCAGGGGCUUGUGCCCCACAACACGAGAAGCCUCACCACAGCUAGAGGGCAGCCCUCGUGCACUGCAACCAGAGGACGCUGGCACCCUGCAAUGGAGACCCAGCACAGCCAAAAUACAUUAAAAAAAAAAAAAAAACCAACAAAAAAAAACCACACUAGCAGCAGACAGAAGGACCCAGAGCAUCGGGCGGGCACUGGGUGGCAUGGAUGCUGGAGCCAGCCUGUGGGCCCCGUCUGGCUCAGCCACUUGCCGGGCACAGGGCUAGUUAAUCAUAUGAAGUUGGUGAGACUGCUUCACAUCUCAUUUCCUCUCGCAAAACAGGGCUAAAAGCUACAGCCCCGCAGAAGGGUUCUUGCAAGGGUCACAUAUGUAACACACGCGACAGCAGUGCCUGCAAGAUAGACGACACAGGCGUGAGCUGGGUCAUGAUCACUCCUGCACUGAGGUUGCCUUACAGUCUGGCGAGUCCUAGAAACGUCCUUCGUGAAAAGCAAAUUAAAAAUUACAGUGCUGAAGCCUGGCAGUGUAGACUCAGGUUAACGUCAUCCCAGGAUUCACUGGCUGCUCACUGUCUGAGUGGGGUUACCCUGGUGUGUGAGGGUCAGCGGCGGGCAGGGCUCAGGGAGUGGUCCUGGGACCCUACUGUGACAAGCAGGUGGCUGGACGCUCGGAUCGGACACAUGGUGGGCCUGACUCAGAGGACGCCCAGAAGGAAUUGGCUACAACAGGCGCUGCAGGUGUUUAGAUAAACUUCAUAAGUCUGUUCACUAAUGUUUUUAAAAAAUGGACUUUAUUUGAAAGGGAGAUUCUCUUUAGCAACCUAUAUCAUGAUAAUGAAACAAACUUAAUUUUAAAUGAUCUGAUGUCCACAUUAAGUGCAUAAAUAAUGUCCACAUUUGGAAAUCAUACACAAUCUUUUUUUAAAAAUUCAUAUUGAGAGAAGAAAUUCAUAGGAAGAGACUAAAAACUUCUGCUUGGGUAUUUACACUGUGGAGAAGAGGUGUAUAUCCUUCACAGGGAGUGCUACCUAAGUUAUAUUUAAAGCAGACAUGUUCCUAUUAAAAUAUUUUCUCACCAGUAGUCAGGAAGGAUUCUGUUACUACCGCACACCCGCACCUCUGCUGACACAUCCCUUCCUGUCAGUCACGACGAUAGGUGGAGAGGCAGUUGUUCAUCUAACAGCCCCCAGAAAGGUGCUUGGGGGACAGGCCCUUCCCGUGCCACGGUCAGUGGGGAGUCUGGUGGUUUCCUUGCUGUCAGGGCCGGCACCAGGCUCAGAAUCCUCCCAGAGCCUCCGAGGGGGAACUCUGAUUCCAGAGCCAAGUACAACAUGGGGAAAAGUCCCUUUGGAAAUCCCGGACUUCCAACCAAAGAAACCUGACCUGAGCAUCUUGGCAAACCCGCCAAUGCCUCCGAGGACUGUUACAAAAUGGGCUGAUUCCUUCCCAUCCAUUUAAUGGGUCAUUCUGGGGGAGAAGGUUUUGCUCUGAAAGUUGAGUUUCUUGAACAUCAUUUGGAAAAGGAAGUGGUCCUCUGCUUUCUCCUGGGGAUGCUGACUGUUUGUCCUUCACGGUGUGUGUGUGUGGGGGGGCAGGACCUGUCGACCUGCAGAACCUUCCUUCAGACAGUGGGCUGCACACGGGGAGCUGGCGUGGACGGGCCUGCAGAGGCCGCUGACCGCCUAGAUUGUGUCUAUUUCAUCACGCAGCUCUUGCUUAGUGUGGCUAUGACAAAAUUUCUGCUUUGCCUGAUUCUUUCAGGCUUUAAAUGGACUCUGGAGAGCUUUUAAAAGACGAGAGUGCCGAACUCAGGCUUUUCAAGUGAGUCCCGUGCCCUGCUUUGGCUUUGAGUCUGUGAUGCCUUCCAAGAGGAGAGCCCUCAGGGCUUGGGCCUGUGCACAUUCUGAUGAGAGUCAGGCCAGAGGAGGAACUAGGAAGUUCUGAAACUCUUUUCCUGGCCUAAAACUAGUUAGUUUUCUGAGGUCCAAGAUUGGCCAUACCAUACAAAGAAAGUACGAAAAGAAAGAAGCAAGUCAGAGAGCCAGUUCUCUGGUUCUACUUGAGGCAUGGAGGUGUAUACAUAUAUUUGGGAACACGAAGAGCUGGUGACAUGACAUGGAAACACCUGAUGUUCCGACAAAGGAAGUCGCAGAGGAAGGCCCCCGGUGGAUGAGUGAGGAAAAGGGGUCUAGUGUGUGCACUGACUUGUCUUAACGCCCACCUGGAGAGUGAAUUACGCACCCCCGCCUGCCCCCAGGUGAACACCGCCGAGGCCGAGCCAGGCCCGCACUCAGCCCUAAUGGCGAACGGGGGUCACACACGAGGAGAAAGCUCCCCGGGCGGCUGCCUGUAAAGCAGGACUGAAAGUCAGGGUUGGGAAGCGUGGACCGCAGCCCAGCGCCGAGCGCGGACGCGAUGGGAUGCGGAAGGAUGGACGGUGACUCGGAGAGACAGGGCGGGCCAGGUGCUUAGUACCCGACAGCUCGGUCCGCAGAGCGGGACCCGUGCCCAGAGCGGAGGCAGCGGCUGUCCGACCGUUCCGUCCGCCCGCGCGGAGCCCAGACCACACAGACCCGGGCAGACGGCCGCCCGCCCGCGGGGACCGCGCUGGGGUCACAAGUUCAGCCGGGAGCGGGAGCGCGCUCCCGCAGACACACCCCUUUCUCGGGAGAGCGGGCGGGCGGGUGCGAGCCGAGCGGCGCAAGAGCGAAAGCCGCUGUGGACAGAAGUGAGGUCUGAUCGCGCACCCGGAGCCCGGAGGAGCCAUCGACCUUGGGCAGCCCGAGUCCGGGCGGAGUGAUGCGGGGCUGCUGAGGGGGACAGCUGCCUGAGCGAGCGCGCAUGGAGAGCCCGGUGGUCCCCUGCGUCCUCUACCCGGGCGACGGGGCGUGCGGCCAGGCCGGAGGCCGGGGCGGCGCUCCCGAGGCUCCGGGAGAGGGCAGCCUGCAGCCGCCGGACGCGGCCGAGGGGGAGGGCGCGGCGUCCCCGGCGCAGACACCCUGCAGCCUCAGCGCGUCCCUGUGCUUCAGCUCCGGGGACGACUCCCCGCCGCAGUCUCGCGCCUCCUCCGCUGCGGAGGACGCAGCGGCCUCGCCGCCCUCGUGUUGCAGCGGCCGGCGGGUGGUGGAGAGGCAGUGGGGCGUCGGCAGCUCGGGCGCCGCGUCCCCGGAGGAGCCAGUGUCUCCGGAAGACUCCGCGUCCCCCGAGGAGCCCGCGUUCCCCGGGGAGCGCCAGCCGACCGAGGAACCCGCAUCCCCGGAGGAGCCCGCGGACCCCGCGCCCGUGCCGCCCGGCGUCGGCCCGGAGCACGGAGAGCCCGACCUGCUCAUCGAGGUCUCGGGCCGCCGGCUGCGGGCGCACAAGGCUGUGCUGGCGGCGCGCAGCGACUACUUCCGCGCGCGCGCGUCUCGGGACGUGCUGCGGGUGCAGGGCGUGGGCUGGGCGGCGCUGCGGCUGCUGCUGGCCUACGCGUACAGCGGGCGCAUGGCGGGCGUGCGCCCCGACAACGUGGCCGACGUGGUGGCCGGCGCGCGCCGCCUGCAGCUACCCUGCGCCGCGCAGCGCGCCACCGACGCCGUGGCGCCGCAGCUGAGCCUGGCCAACUGCUUCGAGGUGCUGAGCGCGGCCAAGCGGCAGCGGCUGGCCGAGCUGCGCGAGGCCGCCUACCGCUUCAUGAGCGACCACUACCUGGAGGUGCUGCGCGAGCCCGCAGUCUUCGGGCGCCUGUCGGGAGCCGAGCGCGACCUGCUGCUGCGCCGCCGCCUACGCGCCGGCCGCACCCGCCUGCUGGCUGCUGCUCUCGGGCCGGCCGGGGAGCGCGCGGGCAGCCGGCCACAGAGCCCGUCAGGGGACGCGGAGGGCCGCGGCGAGGCCGCCGUCUACUGUUUCCACGAAGCGGCUGGCGAGUGGCGCGAGCUGACACGGCUGCCGGAGGGCGCGCCGGCGCGGGGCUGCGGCCUCUGCGUGCUCUACAACUACCUCUUCGUGGCCGGAGGCGUGGGGCCCGCGGGCCCUGACGGCCGCGCCAGGCCCUCCGACCGGGUCUUCUGCUACAACCCGGCCACUGAUCGCUGGAGCACUGUGCGGCCGCUGCGCCAGGCACGCUCCCAGCUGCAACUGCUGGCCCUGGACGGCCACCUGUACGCCGUGGGCGGCGAGUGCCUGCUCAGUGUGGAGCGCUACGACCCGCGCGCCGACCGCUGGGCCGCCGUGGCCCCGCUGCCCCGGGGCGCCUUCGCCGUGGCCCACGAGGCCACCACGUGCAACGGCGAGAUCUACGUGUCCGGGGGCUCGCUUUUCUACCGCCUGCUCAAGUACGACCCGCGGCGUGACGAGUGGCAGGAGUGCCCGUGCAGCAGCAGCCGCGAGCGCUCGGCCGACAUGGUGGCCCUGGACGGCUUCAUCUACCGCUUCGACCUGUGUGGGGCCCGCGGCGACGCGCCGGCGGCCGUGCCGGCCGGGGGGGUCAGCGUGCUCCGCUACCACUGCCUGGCCAAGCAGUGGAGCCGCUGCGCCUCGCACCUGCGGCCCCCGGGCGCGCCCUCGGGCCUGCAGCCUUUCCGCUGCGCCGCGCUGGAGGGCACCAUCUACUGCGUGAGCCGCGCGGGCACCUGGCGCUUCGUGCCGCCCGCUGAGGACGAGCCUGGCGCCGGCGACGCGGGCCUCGAAGGCAGCUUUGAGCUCCAGUCUCUCCAAACCCCGGCGGACGCCCGGGGCCUGCUCUUCCCCUUCGUGCUCAACUUGCCGGAGAAGCCGGACCGAGGGGAGGAGGGCGCUGUGUAGGAUGAGCCAGGUGGUCACCUGGCCUGUCCCUCCGCGGCCCGAGACAGGGAAUGCGCCGUGGGCGGAGGUCCCAACUGGGAACCCGGAAGGGCGCAAGGGGAGCGGAGGCCGGGGGAGAGGGUCGGGGGUGGGCGCUGCCCACGGGGGUCACUUAGGAGGUAGUGCUUGUCACUACUGGGCCUGGCAAACCGUGUGCAACGCUGCCUUAAGGCCCCCUUUCUACUCUGCAUUCCUUCUGCUUUGUUUUGCUUUGCUUAAGGGAGGGGGGUCGAUGGCUUAAGAUGCAGGAUAUGAGCAAAUAACUUUGCAAAUAAGAUACAACAUACCUGAGAAAGAAGGAAACAGAAUCAGAAACUGCGCUUCCAGGUGCAGUGGGUGGGCCCUGUGUACCAGGGACGCUGUGGCUCGUCGGGGAGGCAGGCUUGAGUACUGCGGGGUACCAGCCCCCUUGUUACUGUGUGCUGAGAAGGCCCUGGGAAACGCAGGGGGCUCCCAGACUGGAGUCCUAAAUGAGGCCAGUGUGAACCAUAUUCCUGGAAACCCCUGAAAGAAGGUCGUGCUUUUUUUUAGCUUGGAGUUUAAAGUCAUAACUGAUAAAUCAAGCUCUUAAAGCUUUUCUAAUUUAGUUUAAAAGUUCCUGCCCUAUGUGUCAACUCUGAAUGUAAGAAGUAUUAAAGAUGAAAUCUUUGAUUUCCAAUAAGGUCUCCUGUCCAGUGAGCACGGGAGAUAUUUCCUGUCAUCCCAGGGGCCCCGGACAGGGUCAAAGGUCCACACACCUGAGAGCAGGUCCCUCUCAUCACCUAACUGAGGUGGGUUUAAUACUUUCAAUUUCAAGGAUGCUCAUCAUUAUGUUCAAUGUGUAGCAAUGAUUGACUGUUACUCGGGCUUUAGAUCUUUGGUGACUGUUGGCCAAAGAGCGUAUCAUCAGUAGGCGAGGCUGACAGCGGCCCAGUGCUCGCCUGCUUUGAAAGCAGGGCCGGGGUGCCCAGCCGCUGUGAUAUUUUAUAGUGGGCUUGAAGAGAGUAGUAUUCCCCCGGAAAGAGGACUAAAAUCCUUUCUUUUUUUGAGAGUUCUAAAGAAAAACAUACAGGCAUAGUUUGAACCCGCCAAUUGUGAUGUUUUAAAUAUUAAUUCUGUAACUCUGAGGGAAAUUCAUUUUUACAACCAUUAUUCUAAGAAAGUGUGGCAGAGUGACAGUGAGUUUGUAGACACGAGGGGGAGCAUAUGUUUAUAAGGGAGUGUGGGGCUUUCCUGGUGGCUCUGCGGUAAAGAAUCUGCCUGCCAAUGUGGGAGACUCGGGUGAGGAAGAUCCCCUGGAGAAGGAAAUGGCAACCCACUCUAGUAUUCUUGCCUGGGAAAUCCCAUGGACAGAGGAGCCUGAAGUCUAUGGGGUUGCAAAAGAGUGGAACAUGAAUUAGCAAGUAAACAACAAUAACAUAAUGUAGUUUAGCAAAUGAACUACUUUUGUCUAAUUGUGAGCUCCAAAAUACCAUUAAUAAAACUAACAUGAAAUUUCGCUACUGUAAUAGGGCACAAGGAUUAAAAGGCAGGGUUUACUAUUUAUUAAACAUUUAAGGAUAAAAUGUAUGUUCAUAAAGAGAGGCCAACUGACUUGGAUUCUGAAUCCAAUCCACUUUUUUUUAAUGACAGGAAAAGUGCCCAUUGAAGGUUACUGGCACAGAAGUCGAUGAAGUCAUGUGUAGCUUACUGUGAACUCCUCAUGAAUCAGUGAUGGGAGGGAGCCUCCCUGUGCGAUCUGUGGGUGUGCGGGGAAUAGGUUAUGCUUCCUAAAGAGGCAGUGGUCGUUAAAGUGGUCAGUUAAGCAUGCUUAGAAAUUCAACAUGACUCAUGCAUGUCCUGAGGACAGUGCUCUGCCGUCUCAGCUGGUGUGUUCUGGGAACUUGUGUGCCUGCCUGUGACCACUCCUGACACCAUAGGAUGUCUUGGCAACUCGGGUCAGCAUCUUAGGAAAAACCAGGCUCCAGAUUGCCUGACUUUGUAGGAGCAGACUGGAGACAUGGCAGGAGAAGAAGAAGUGAGGUCCAAAAGAAACAAACUGUUCUUGUAAAGACACGAGCGUUUCAUAUGACAUACAUUUUUCUCCAGACUUUCGUUAUUUAUGCUCAAUUUUUAUUUGAAAUGGAACCGAGGUGAUAUUUUCAUUCCUUCAAUAUCAAACUCAUGAGAUAUGAUCACUGUGAUUUUACUUGAGAAAUCAUUCCUAGGAUGCUUACCAUUGAAAAACACAAAUCCUAAAGUGGGCUUCCAAAGUCAACUCUCCCCAUUGGAGAUGGGAGACAUACUAGCUGUCAGACGUGGACAGCCAGACAAUGACACACCCCGCGGGAGUGUUUGGAUAUUAUUUCAUCCUUGAGUUGAAUGAAGGGACGCUUGGCUGAGACACAGCACCGCUUCCUGUGGGAGCUGGCCCUGAGCCCCAGGGAGUUGUCAAGACGAGAUCACGGAGGAUGCCUAAGGAGGGUGGUGAGCUUAGAACCUUGUAGACCACGUUUCUCAAGGCAGCAUCACCUAGAACAGGUGCCAGAGGACCUGUGUGCUUCGAAGACCAGUUUAUUUUGUUUGGGGCCCAGUACCUGGGGUGUGGGGCCAGUCGGGCCGUGCGCCAAGUACACAAAUCGAAAAGCCCCUGGCCCAGGAUCCUUCUGCGCAGGAGGGCUGGGCGAGAGGCAGGCCUCCAGGGCUGACGUUCCAGGGCCUGGGCUUGUCCCAUUGCUGAGCCUGUGUCCAGCUCUCUGUAGAGAACCAGUUGGUGCAAAAGGAUCCCUGCUCUUCUAUCGCUUGAAUCAAAUGAAGGCAGAGCAUUUACAAUAUCUGUAAUUCUCAUGAAAUUAAGAAACCCCCAAA